Molecule: messenger RNA, 728 nt
Organism: Perca fluviatilis (European perch)
Lineage: Eukaryota; Metazoa; Chordata; Actinopteri; Perciformes; Percidae
Exons: 4
Coding region: 76-681 (201 amino acids)
Source: RefSeq, a predicted model, not a curated record
UUCAGGUUGAACUGUCAUCACUACUUUUCUGUUGACUUCGAUGUGUUCAGGCAGAAGGAGGGUCCUUUUGAGGUUAUGGACAAUCAAAACAAGGAUGGAGAUUCUGACAGCGAGUCUUAUGGGCUUAAGAUUUCUGAGUUAUUGAAGGCUUUGGCUAACAGGAAAUCACCAACUAUUGACCCACGAAACAUCAGCUCCACCCUACAGAACACGGGGACAGGCACUUCUAACACUAAUGGGACUUUUAGAUCAAGAGCCUUCCUCCCUGAAAACAUCAGCCAGUUGUCCAAGUGUCAGUUUAAAAGGCGGGAUCACCUAAGGGAAAGCAUACCUGCCUCCGUACCUGUUCUUGCCCCUAUCACUGGAGUGGCCUCCUCUCAGGAGGGACAACUGCAUCCCAGUGUACCAUCCUCAAAUCCUGUCAUCCUUGCACAUCUGAUGCAGCCCUCUGACUCGGUCUGCUCUAUGGUAGGAGAGCACGAGAUGCAUCCACACAUCCUGGGUGUGCAGGCUUUAACCACACAGCAGCUCUGUGACCCACUGAGGACGCUGCCUGAACACUUUCCCCAGACUGGGCCAACCAGUGAAUGGUUCUUUGAGGACUUGGUGGAUCUCCAGAGGAAGCUGUUUUCAGGUGCCUUAAAGAAAUCUGGGAGCCCCAAGAAACUCUCAGACAGCUAGGAAAACUCAUCAGAACCCACAACUUUACCACUCGGUUGAAGACAAAG